Messenger RNA from Linum tenue, 357 nucleotides. NCBI's taxonomy places the organism in Eukaryota, Viridiplantae, Streptophyta, Magnoliopsida, Malpighiales, Linaceae. The record is from the annotation of a GenBank genome assembly.
GCGGACGAUAUCCAUACUGAGAUCGGAGUUGUUUGCCGUAAUAUCCGAAGGCUACUCAGGGAGACAGGGAAUGGAACAUGGCAGUACGUUCCAAGAGAAGGAAACAUGGCAGCACACAUCAUGGCCCAUACUGAGACCAGAUGGAAUGAGAGGGAGGUUUGGUUAGAUAGACCCCCUAUGAUCCUUGUUGAUCAGCUUAUAUUGGAUAAUGUAGCCGUGACGUCUGAUCAGUUUUAUACAGAUUCGAUAAAAAAAAAAAAAAAAGAAUAUCGACGGUCUAUCAACCCAAUCUUCACAUACUCCUUCUGUUACAGCUUUACAAGCACCUUUCACAUGUUCGUGCGUACCUUUCAUUAA